AGAGCCCUGAGAGCAGCUCUGAGAUCCUGCUCAUGAUGUGCAGCAGGGCGGGCUCUGAGGGCCCUGCUCAUGAAUACGGAGACACUCCCUCCCCUGGUGAACUUGUGCAGCUCUGUGCAGCCCGGGCCAGCAGUCAGUCAGUCAGUCAGUCAGUCAGUGAGCACAGAGCUCGGCUGCCGCAUGGCCACCGCGUAAACUUUUCUUCAACUUCCAGUGGAAACUGUCGGAUAACGACGCAGAGCAAAGACUCCCGGAGAGCUCCAGGGACCACAAAAAACAGGAAAAGCUCUUCUAUGAAUGUGGAACCUGAGCUCCGCUGAUCAAACUGUUGUUUCCCCACUCGUGCAUGUUUAAAGCAGAGGAGAGCUCUGGUGCCGUGAGUCGGCCAGACGACCAGUAGCCUAACAAACGAGUGGAUCAGCAGUCCGGAGGCAUGACUCUGAGACGGGGCUCAGUGGUCGCUGCCUUUCUCCUCUGCCUUCUCCUCAAGGUGUCAGAGGGAUCGGGACAAUUCGAGCUGCAAAUCUUAUCGAUGCACAACGCCAACGGAGCGCUGCUGAACGGCAUGUGUUGUGAUGGCGCACGGAGCGCGGCGGAGAGGAAAUGUUCCCGGGACGAGUGCGAUUCGUUUUUUAAAGUUUGCCUGAAGGAAUACCAGUCGAGAGUUUCCGCUGCGGGGCCCUGCAGCUUCGGAAUGGGAUCUACGCCCGUCCUCGGAGGGAAUAGCUUUUCUUUCAGGAGCUCUGUGAGGAAUGACAAAUCCAGGAUAGUUUUGCCCUUCAGUUUUGCCUGGCCG
Labrus bergylta (ballan wrasse) is the source of this 796-nucleotide messenger RNA. NCBI's taxonomy places the organism in Eukaryota, Metazoa, Chordata, Actinopteri, Labriformes, Labridae. The record is from RefSeq and is a predicted model, not a curated record.